AUGCAAAAAGAGGUUGAAGUCGUAAGAAAUGACCUAAGAGAUCUUCAUCUGGAAAAUAAGAAGUUAAAAAGCACAAUAAAGAAUAGUGGGCUGGGCAAGUCGUCGGCAGAAUGGAAAGAAGAAAUAAGCAACAUUAAAGGUGAGAUGGAAUUUUGGAAAGGAAAAGCGAUGAAAGAGGAGGAAAAGGCUACGCGGGAUAUGAUCGAGCUAAGGAAGAAGAACGCCGAAUAUGAAGCUGUGUCUGCUGAGGUAAUGACUAGUCGAUCUAAGUGUCAAGAACUAAAAAAGAGGAUACAAGAGUUAGAAGACAUGUUGCAAGAUCGUCAACAACAGCUGGAUACUCUCUUGAAGGCUUUGGAAGAAAAGAAUAGUCAAAAUGAUAGAGAUAUUCGUGCUUACGAAGAGGGCCUCCAAGAAAAAGAAAUGUAA
Messenger RNA from Gossypium arboreum, 429 nucleotides. RefSeq lists its product as uncharacterized. Lineage: Eukaryota; Viridiplantae; Streptophyta; Magnoliopsida; Malvales; Malvaceae. The record is from RefSeq and is a predicted model, not a curated record. The transcript has a single exon. The coding region runs from base 1 to 429 and encodes 142 amino acids.